AUCACAACGAGCAGAAACACAAUAGAGAGAGUGUUUAGAGAGCUUCGGUUUUCGCACAAAACCGCGAGUAUUGAGAGGAGCUUUUUAUCCUGGAGACGACCGGUUGAUAGUCUGCCGUGCGCAUCGAAGGCAGUGCCGCGAACGUCUUAAAGAAAGCGACCUAGUCCGCGACUCAGCUCUAGAUUCGGUAACCUCGUUCCUUUUGUUGUUCCGUUCCUAACAGGUCUAGGAGCACUUGAGGCGUACUAGGCAUGAGGUACAGUGGUUUCAGCUGCUAUGGAAAAGCAAAAACAUUCCCAAGAACAUAUUUAUAGUUUGGUUGGUGACUCAAAAUCGCGUGCAAACAAGAUGAUCCGAUGGGGGUAUAAUGGAGAUGUUUCCUCUGUGUUCUAUGGUCAUGCUCUGGAAACCAAGGAUCACAUCUUUGCUUCUUGCCCUGUUUACUAUCAACUUUUUGCUUCUCUGUUCUCCCACAAAUUCGGUCAUACCCCUACUCAAACUUGGGACGGGGAACUGAGUUGGGCUAUUCGCAGUCUGAAAGGAGGAGAAGUGGCAGCUCCGGUGGGGAAGCUGGUUGGUGCUCCUUGGAAGGGGAAUUGACUAGUUGAUCUCUCAGAUAAAAUUCGAAGUAGGCAAUUAUUUUGUAUUCCCUCAUGAUUUUGGUUUCCGAUAGAUAGAUUGUAGUAGAGUUAUAUAGUGAUUGUCAUCCUAAGUUGGCUGCCCGUACUAUAUUUUUUUCUGAUGAAAUACAAAUUGUCAUUCAUCGAAAAAAUACAAAUAUCAAUGUCAUGCAAUGGUGUGAAAUGGGGGUGAUAUCUGGUUUGGUUUAACCGAUAACCUUUUACUCGGUUAUUAUUUAAUUGCUACCUGUUUUUUGCUGUAAAAAAUGAAUCGGUUGCUAUUAAUGAUGAGCAGAUAGUCAAGUUAACAUUUAUCAGUUACCUAACCGGAUAAUCAGCAACAAGAUCUCAGCAUGAUUAGACCAUAUAACUUUAUGAAAGAAGAAUAAGAAGGAUGUCCCAUGGGUCGCGGUGGUAAGAACACAAUUUAAUGAAAGAAGAACAUGAUUAUGAUUGUUAGACUAUGGAAAUGAAGAGUGGUCAACAAAUUAUUAAGAAAGGGUCAUGGAUGUCGGAAGAAGAUCAAUGUAUGUUUAACCAUGUUCACCAGCACGAUCCUCAUGAGUGGAGCUCCAUCCGAUCCAAAGGCCUCUUGUAGUAGACUGACUAGCCUUACUGUCUAUACUGGAACACAAGGUCUGAUCCAAUUUGAAGAAGUAUUUAAUGGGUUGUAGAGAAAUAAUUUUCGUUGAUGAAAUCCAAACAUGCAUGUAGGUACUAAUUUCCCCCAUCAUUUUUGUUCUAUUUUUUGUACUAGAUGCAAAUUUCUAUAGGAAGAAUAGAGAAUCGUGAUCAAGUUGCGGACCCGAUAUGGGAACAAAUGUGUCCAACGAUGUGUGUCGGUUGGUACUGCUUAGACUCUGACAAAUAAGACAAAUGAAAGCUAGGGUCAAGGAUUCUUCUAUUAGGGGUAGAAGGUAGAGAAUACGGAGGGAAGCCGGUGUGUGAUGGGUGGUAGUGGCAAUUACUCUAGUUGUUGGGUCAUGUUGGUGCAUGGGUUCUCUUGAUUUUGAUUUAUGACUUAGGGAGAGUUCAGAACAGUAGGUAGUUUUAAUGGUAUAUAAUAGUUUAACCAUAGUUAAAUCAUGGUUUCAACACAAAAUACUCUAAUACAGACGUUUUCGGUGUAAUUUCUAGUACGAUUUUACAAUCCUUGAUGUAUAGAAGGAUAGGUACUUCUUAUGUGAUUUUUUCGGUAUAAUCUUCACUACGAUAGGGUAUAAUAAAUGCCUAUGAGUGUUCGGACCGGUAAGUAUUUUUACUAGUAUAAAAUGGUUAAACUACAGUUUACCAUGGUUCCAACACAAAAUACCCUAAUCAUGAUGUUUUCAGUAUAAUCUCCAGUACAAUUUUACAAUCCUUGUUUUAUAGAGGGAUAUAUAUUUCUUAGGUGACUUUAGGGGGAGUUUGUCGAUGAAACGCCUCACCCUCAUGUUUUCUUCACCAGCCAGUAGCUUAGUUUUGUUUCCUAUUGCUUUUCUCUUUUGUUUUGUAUAAUCAAGGUUAACUUCCACCCCAGAGGCACCUUAACCUUCUCAUUAUUUUUAAAAACUCAUAGAACUCGUCCCUUAUCACCUGAGUAAGUGGUUAUGAGAGACCCUACGGAAUACGAUUCUUGUCAUUAGACUAGGUAAAUUUGCAUCCACGCACUAAAUGCGAUUAUAGCCCAUGUACAAAUUGGUUGUUGUUGUAGAACAUCAUUCCUAGGGUUCGACUUGCAUUAUUGAUGCUUUUAUGUUUUCGUAAAGAUCAUUUAAAUAAAAGUAAGAUCAAUAG
Linum trigynum is the source of this 2396-nucleotide messenger RNA. Lineage: Eukaryota; Viridiplantae; Streptophyta; Magnoliopsida; Malpighiales; Linaceae. The record is from the annotation of a GenBank genome assembly.